UCGGUGUAAUUGUUAAGGAUUGCUUCCUCUAUGACUUUGAAUGGGAAAAUUGGAUCCGGGGAGAAAACAAUGAGGGCUUGUUUGGUGCUAGAGAAAUAGGUCUGGACAUGGCAUCAGAACUCUGUAAUUCCACCGUGUCAAACGACUCCACCUGCAUUAGAAGAGUGAUCCGAGGAAGGGGUAUUGCACAGACUAAUUUCCCAAUAAAUAAAUGCCUUUGCGACAGACCUCGGUCGCACGUACUCUGCAGGGUUUGUGGAUUCUUGACCUGGGGUAGGAUUCGCUAUGCCUGCCCUUUACAUCCACUGACACUGUUUUUGAGUGAUUUGACACAAUGCCCGUGCUGUCGUGCCUACGAGUUCAUGCUGUCAGAGUUCAAUGCAUAGCAUUAUUAAAAAGGCUAUAAUAUAUUUUUAUACUUUUUUAAUUAUAAUUAUAAUAUAAGAUGUUUAGUGUGACUACAAAGUGAUUGGAGUAAUAUUUUAAGGCAGGUAAACGAUCAAAAUAAUUUCCAAUGACAUUGAUGUAAGUUUUUUCAUGAGUUAGAUCAAAGCAAGAAAUUUGCUUAACAAGACGAAAUCUUUUAUUUGCAUAAAAUCUGUUUUUCAAGAAAUAACAUUUCAUUUCUUAAUUUAGCUGCCAUUUAAAGUAUUAUUUCUAAGAAGACAUAAUGUUAACAUGAAUGUCAAAAAUUGUUUCACCAAUGUAAGGCUAUGUGCAAAGUCAGUUAAGUUUCAAAUAUGUAUUAGAAGAGUCAAAGUAUGGAUCGAGAUUCAAUACCUAAGAGAAUCAGAUAACGUAAUGUUUUGUUUCAAAUAUAUAUUAAUGGAGACACAGUCAAGAAUGCUACAUACCAGUAAUUUGUAUCUCAAAUUACAUGUUAGCAACGAUACUUGCAGCUGUGCAAAGUUCUGUGGAGCAGGAAUAUAAGACUAUGUAUACGCAUUAGCAUUGCGUAAAACUUACAUGUAAUAUAAAUAUAAGAUAAAAUCAAUAUAUGUGUAAUAAUAGCAACACUUGGUUGUGAAUAAUACAUGUUUAUUUUCUCAUUUACAAUUAA
This is a messenger RNA of Orussus abietinus, 1060 nucleotides long. RefSeq lists its product as uncharacterized. The transcript has 3 exons. NCBI's taxonomy places the organism in Eukaryota, Metazoa, Arthropoda, Insecta, Hymenoptera, Orussidae. Bases 108 to 386 code for a protein of 92 amino acids. The record is from RefSeq and is a predicted model, not a curated record.